AUUUGUAACCUUAUUGGGAGACUCCUACAAGAAACCUGCUGCUGCUCCUGCUGCCUUCAGGGCCGCCACAGUUUCAUCCUCGGUCUCCUCAGGAGCCCACGAGGAGCCACAUCUGUCCUACUGGAGGAGCCAGGGAGUGUGUCCCUGGAAGAGGGCUGAGUCCCGAGCAUCUUCUGCAGAAGGCUCGCAAGGGAGUGAAAAACAAGAAUCCUUAAUGAAAUAGCCAACUUGGGAGACAAAUCAAGAUCUCCAGCUGAAGAUGGCUUUCCAUGUGGAAGGAUUGAUAGCUAUCAUUGUAUUCUAUCUUCUGAUAUUGAUGGUUGGAAUAUGGGCUGCUUGGAAAACCAAGAACAGUGGCAGUUCAGAAGAUAGUGAAGCGAUUAUAGUUGGUGGCAGAGAUAUAAGUUUGCUAAUUGGUGCAUUUACUAUGACUGCCACCUGGGUUGGAGGAAGUUUUAUACAUGGGACAGCUGAAGCAGUUUAUGUACCAGGUUAUGGUUUAGCUUGGGCACAAGCACCAAUUGGAUAUUCACUUAGCUUGAUUUUAGGUGGUCUGUUUUUUGCAAAACCAAUGCGUUCCCAAGGAUAUGUGACUAUGUUAGAUCCAUUUCAGCAAGUCUAUGGGAAGUACAUGAAUGUACUCAUCUUUAUUCCUGCCCUAAUGGGUGAAAUAUUCUGGGCUGCAGCUAAUUUCUCUGCCUUGGGUGUAAACAUCAGUGUGAUUAUUGAUAUCAAUAUAAACCUUUCAGUUAUUGUUUCUGCCUUGAUUGCAAUUCUGUAUACCCUGGUGGGUAGACUCUACUCAGUGGCCUACACUGAUGUUGUGCAACUCUUCUGCAUUUUUUUGGGACUGUGGAUCAGCGUACCUUUUGCGAUGUCACAUCAUGCUGUGGCAGACAUUGGAUUUACUGCUGUGCAUAAACUUUUCCAGGAACCUUGGUUAGGAUCUCUUAAAUCAAAUGACGUAUACACUUGGAUUGAUAAUUUUCUUUUACUGAUGAUCGGAGGGAUUCCAUGGCAACCCUAUUUUCAAAGAGUUCUGUCAUCAUCUUCAGCAACCUAUGCUCAGCUUCUAUCCUUUUUGGCAGCUUUUGGGUGUUUAGUGAUGGCUCUCCCUGGAAUACUUAUUGGUGCAAUUGGAGCAUCAACAGAUUGGAAUAAGACUACAUAUGGUCUUCCACACCCCAUAGAAAGGGAAGAAGCAAAUAUGAUUUUACCCAUUGUGCUGCAGUAUCUCUGUCCAGUAUACAUUUCUUUCUUUGGCCUGGGUGCAGUAACAGCUGCUGUAAUGUCAUCUGCAGAUUCUUCUAUCCUAUCAGCAAGUUCAAUGUUUGCUCAAAAUAUCUACCAACUAUUAUUCAGACAAAAUGUAAGUACUAUUUUAAAAAUAAUCAUUCUGUCUCCCUUUUCCCUAAGGGGAUUCCUUAUUUCCUAUUUCAUUUAAGAGCAUGAAAUAAGCUGGGACAUUCCCUUAUCCCGAAUAUUUUUUUAACUUGAUGAUUUACUUAAUAUCUAUAAGUAUGCUUAGCAAUAUCCUUUUAGCCAAUUGAUUAGAUGCCUUACUCAAUGCAACUUGAGGUUACAUCUCAAUUCAAUAGACUUGUAUUAAGCAAUAAUUAUUUAUAGCAAUUUGUGUCAAGUUCUGGGCACUGGAGAUACAAAGAGAAAAUCCCUGUUCUUAAGUUUAUGGCAUAGAUAACAUGAGUAAUACAUUUGAAUACUAAGUAAAAUCAUCCAAUAUGCCCAUUAGGUUAUAAGGAAGGACUAUGUAUAGAAGAUGUCACCUAAGCCUUGAAAGAAACUAAGUAUCCUUAAAAAGGGAGUAUAUUUCAGUCAUGAGACAAAGCCUAUGCAAACCACUCAGCCUGAAAAGCAGAAUAUAGAAGUAUCUAGAUGGCAGAGUGAAUAGAUCACUGGACCAAAAGUCUGAAAGAUCAAUUUGAAUCCUA
Sarcophilus harrisii (Tasmanian devil) is the source of this 1949-nucleotide messenger RNA. Its product is annotated as high affinity choline transporter 1. The record is from RefSeq and is a predicted model, not a curated record. NCBI's taxonomy places the organism in Eukaryota, Metazoa, Chordata, Mammalia, Dasyuromorphia, Dasyuridae. Gene Ontology annotation, molecular function: choline:sodium symporter activity. Gene Ontology annotation, cellular component: plasma membrane; perikaryon; dendrite. The transcript has 8 exons. Bases 260 to 1444 code for a protein of 394 amino acids. Gene Ontology annotation, biological process: acetylcholine biosynthetic process; synaptic transmission, cholinergic; neuromuscular synaptic transmission.